AUGAAUGUGCGAGCGGCCAUCUGUAUAUCUUUACCUGGCCGGCGAGGCAUAGCAGCGAAAUUGCAAACUGAAACUUCAGAACAGACACGCCGUUUGCAUCAACAGUUACUCAAGGCUAUCACCUACCAAGCGUGCAUUCCUAUUUUCUUCUGGUUCGCUGUGCUGGCUUAUGCAUUAGGACAACUCAACGUAUUGCAUCAUCCCAUCGUCGAGUAUUCCGUAUUUAUAUUUUUUGGCUUCGUUCCAGCAUUUAGCCCAUUGUCAUCAUUCUAUUGCAUUCGACCGUAUCGAAUGUGGCUGAUGAGGAGGGUUACGCUAGUAUCUGAGUCAGUUAGAUGGAGCAGUUAUCAUUAACGAUAAGAGUGCACUGUCAAUGAAUGUAUCACGG
Molecule: messenger RNA, 388 nt
Organism: Cylicocyclus nassatus
Lineage: Eukaryota; Metazoa; Nematoda; Chromadorea; Rhabditida; Strongylidae
Source: the annotation of a GenBank genome assembly